CUUGGUUAUUUACCUACCGUCACCGAAAUGGAUAACAAAUUAAUAAAACUUUUAUUGUUCUCUCUCAAUAAUUUCGAAACUCAUUAUGAUAUUUUUUAUGUUUUGGCGGCGGUUGUGUAUUGCUUGUAUUAGGCUGCCCGCCUAUAUCCAUGAAUUGUUAUCAAUAAAAUAAAUAUUAUUAUUGGAAUAACACUGCGCUACGCAAUCGGAAGUGACCUGAGGAGGCUGGUUGCUGCAAGUCGUACAAUCAUCGGUUGCUAGUCGCCCCGGCAUGCUGCAUUGUGCCAUUUAGAUAUACACGUUGUAUUUUGAUUUUCGUCGUAAUUUACGAUGUUUUGAAACAAGUAGCUGCGAGGCAGUGGGUGACAUCGUCGGCAUGCUGCACAUGCCCAUAUUAGAAAGGAGGUUAAUAUAUAGAAAUGUCAAUUUUGAAAAGUUUUUUAUUUGUCGAUUCAAUAUAAUCGCUAUAUUUAUCUGGAAAUUUCUACCUUAUUCCUUUUCGAAUAUCUCGCAAAACCACAUUUCAAAGAAAUGUAUCCCAAGUUACAGCUUCCUACCUACGAAUGUAAUUUUAUAUUUAUCAAUCACAGAAAGAGAAGCAUAAAUAAUCAAAAAUACUGACUUUUAACGUGAACAUCGCUAUAAACCAAAAAUACGUUUCGUUUCGCUUUCAUUAGCACAUCGCUUACGACAAACGAAGAGCGAAUCGAAUGAAGAAAUUAUAGAAGAUUUAACUCGAUCGCUAAAAGAUGCCUUACAAAGUGAAGAAAAGGUGACAAAAGAGGGAGCAGAAUUGGUAGAUAAAGAUUUCAUAAUAGAAGAAGACCGUAACGCGGAAUCUAUGCCUCCAGUCGAUGUACAAGCUACUUUCGAUAUUUCACAUGACACAGAAAGAGAUUUUGAAACAAUUGAAUUGAAUGAUGAUGAACAACAAGACAUAAGUCAAGGCAGCAAAGUUGAUGAUAAAGAUGCAGAUGACGAUGCAGACAGUAUAGACGAAACACAGCUCAAGGAUGAGGAGAUGCACCUGACCGAUGACCAGAAAGCUGAAAGGAAGAUCAUCGCUGAGGAGUUGAAGGUGGCUGGCAACAAUGCCUUCAAAGAUGGCGAAUAUGAACGGAGUGCGGAGAAAUAUACAGAAGGAUUGAAAAUGUGCCCCCUUCAGUUUACACAGCAGCGUGCUAUCCUCUACUGCAACAGGAGUGCAGCCAAAAUGAAAAUGGAGAAAUAUAAGCAAGCCAUAAGAGAUUGCACGAAAGCCAUAGAACUCGAUGACAGAUAUCUGAAAGCUUACAACAGGCGAGCGCUGUCGUACGAAGCCACAGAGAAACUAGACGAGAGCCUCGCAGACUACAAGAAGAUUCUAGAACUAGACCCUUCGCACCAGGAAGCGAGAAAGGCCACACAUCGCUUGCCUCCCCUUAUAGAGGAGAAAAACGAAAAACUUAAGACGGAAAUGCUGGGAAAACUGAAAGACUUAGGCAACAUGAUACUGAAGCCAUUCGGCCUGUCCACAGAGAACUUCCAGCUACAGCAAGACCCGGAGACCAAAGGAUACAAAAUAAAUUUUAAACAGUAAAAUUGGCUAUUAUCAUUUAUAAGAAAGGACUUUAUAAAUUUAAUUGGAGCAAUUAUGAAGUGUUUUCUUUUUGGGCCCACGUGUUGAUACUUCGGACUAGGUAAGGUUAGUGUUGUGGCCAUAAUGCGCGAGCUAAGCGAGCGGAGCGAGCGGUAACGGCCGGCGAAGCACCUGAAAAAACAUCGUUAGAGACCUUUCCAAAAAAAUUUGUGAAGUGUCACCGCUUGUGCCCAGAAAGUACACUGCCGUUAUACGAAAAUGGGGCACACAUUUUUUUUUGACUAGACAUAUUCGGAAUCAGGAUAAAAGGCCUAUCUGCCUAUUUUUUUUUUGUAGAUUUUUUAAUAACUAGAUUAACUGAGAUCUGGGCCCCACGAGAAGCGUAGAUAUUAUGUCGGCUUCGAGAUAAUAUCAAAAGUGAAAUAAUGAUGGCAUAGAAGGCUAAUCUUGUGGAUUUUCGAUAUUCCAAUGAUAUUAUAUCCAUCGUAGACAUUUGUUCACUCACGAAUGCGUUUCGUUUUUCUCGAUUAAGUUAACAUCACAGUCGAUACAACAUUAUAAUAAAGCAGUAUUU
Messenger RNA from Chilo suppressalis (striped riceborer), 2153 nucleotides. NCBI's taxonomy places the organism in Eukaryota, Metazoa, Arthropoda, Insecta, Lepidoptera, Crambidae. The record is from the annotation of a GenBank genome assembly.